GGCCGGGCGCGGGGGGCUCGGGUGGAGAGAGCCGCCACUGCCGCCGCCCGGACCCUGAGAGGAUUCCCUCAUCCCUGCGCCUCUGCUGCCGUCACCGUCGCCGCCUGGGCCUGCUAAGCCGCCGCCGCCGGAGUCCCGGCCCCUCCCGCGGGGAGGCAGGAGGGUCCCGGGAGCCGACGGAACAGGCGGGACCAUGUCCGGGCGCGGCCAGGGCGGCAAACUGCCCACGACGGAGCGCAUCGUGAAGGCUGUUCCAUUCCCACCCACACAACGGCUAACCCUGAAGGAAGUUUUUGAGGAUGGGAAACCCAGGUUGGAAAUACUAAAAAAUCACUUGGUAAAAGAAGGGCGCCUGGAAGAGGAUGCAGCACUGAAGAUAAUCAAUGAUGGAGCUGCCAUUCUGAGGCAUGAGAAGACAAUGAUUGAAGUAGAGGCUCCAAUCACAGUGUGUGGUGACAUUCAUGGGCAGUUCUUUGACCUGAUGAAGUUGUUUGAAGUUGGAGGAUCACCCAAUAACACUCGCUACCUCUUCCUGGGAGACUACGUGGACAGAGGCUACUUCAGUAUAGAGUGUGUUCUGUAUUUAUGGAGCUUAAAGAUAAACCAUCCCAAAACACUUUUCCUACUCCGAGGGAACCAUGAGUGCAGGCACCUCACAGAAUACUUCACCUUUAAACAGGAAUGUCGAAUUAAAUACUCGGAGCGGGUGUAUGAUGCAUGCAUGGAUACAUUUGACUGUCUUCCUCUUGCUGCCCUCUUGAACCAACAAUUUCUGUGUGUACAUGGGGGGCUGUCUCCAGAAAUCACGUGUCUAGAUGACAUUAGGAAAUUAGACAGGUUUAAGGAGCCUCCUGCCUUCGGUCCAAUGUGUGACCUGUUGUGGUCCGAUCCAUCAGAGGAUUAUGGCAAUGAGAAGACGCUGGAACAUUUUACCCACAACACUGUUCGAGGUUGCUCCUAUUUCUACAGUUACCCUGCGAUUUGUGAAUUUUUGCAAAAUAAUAAUUUGUUAUCUGUGAUCCGAGCGCACGAAGCCCAGGAUGCCGGAUACCGAAUGUACAGGAAGAGCCAAACUACAGGUUUUCCAUCCCUAAUCACAAUCUUUUCUGCACCAAAUUAUCUAGAUGUCUAUAACAACAAGGCUGCUGUCCUGAAAUAUGAAAACAAUGUCAUGAACAUCAGGCAGUUCAACUGUUCUCCACACCCUUACUGGCUUCCAAAUUUCAUGGAUGUUUUUACUUGGUCUUUGCCUUUUGUAGGGGAAAAGGUUACAGAGAUGCUGGUUAACAUCCUCAACAUCUGCUCUGACGAUGAGCUUAUUUCAGAUGGAGAUGAAACAUUGGAAGGAGGCACAACUGUCCGUAAAGAGAUCAUCAGGAAUAAGAUCAGGGCCAUUGGGAAGAUGGCACGUGUCUUCUCAGUGCUUCGAGAGGAAAGCGAGAGUGUGCUGACGCUCAAAGGCCUGACUCCCACAGGGACUCUUCCCCUGGGAGUCCUCUCAGGGGGGAAGCAGACUCUACAGACGGCCACAGUAGAAGCAGUAGAGGCACGGGAAGCCAUCCGUGGAUUUUCGCCUCAGCACAAGAUCCGCAGCUUUGAAGAAGCUAGGGGCCUGGACCGCAUUAAUGAGCGCAUGCCACCACGCAAGGAUUCAAAGCACCCUGAUGGGCCGGUGAACUUAACCUCAACAAACUCUGCAGACAAGAACGGGACGGGGAAGAAAGCCCAGUAAUGGUUGAAGCACCCAGUCUGUAUCCAAAACGAAAGGAUCCAAAACUUAAUGAAUUUUAUUUAUUUAUUAUGAAGGGGGAGGGGGUUGGGGGGGUGAAACCAACUUAGCCUGGAGGCACGUCCAUAAUCCACUUUACAUUCAUUCUGUAAGAGAGGUGACCAUUUUGUAAGUUUUUUAAAUUUUAUGUUCAAUAUAUGAAAUGUCUUUUUUUAAUUUAGGGAUGGGUCUAAAUGCUAGUGCAUAUAUAAAGUGUUGUUCUGUACAGGUGGCCCAUCUCUGAAAGAGGGAAGGAGACUUAGUGGGGGGGGGGACAAAAAAAAGGCCAAGGCAACUCUAGUGUCUGAUUUGUUGGAAGAGCUUUUAAGUUAGCCUUGGCUGUUUUUUGUUUUUUUUUUAAAGUGGCAUCUUUCAUUUGAAAGCAGCAUUUUCUCCUUGCAGCUGUUGCUGUUUUUCCUUCUGUUUCUCACUGCAUCUGAUGCUCCAGCAUUUGACUUCCAUUAAAGGCAUGUUGCAUAGGGCAAUUGGUAAACUCUGUGCUUCUUGGAAUGCUUUUAUCAGAGGCAAAUGUCGAAAUGCGAAAAGAUCCAGCUCCAGAGGAACUGGUGGGAAAGUGUCCCUUCUCCAUCCUCCUUCAGAAAAUGGCAGGGAGGGGGAGUCUCCUGGAAUAAAUGAGUGGGUGGGCUUUGAGUGGAGUCUCAUUAUAUUAGAAAAAUGUCUCACUUGAGUUCACUCAGGUGGCUGCUUGCUUUGUUCCAGGCAUGUAACCAUAUUUGACAUCACGUCAGUGGGAUCUGUGUCAGGUUCUGUGGCAUGAAAGCAAUCUCUGCAGUUUGUCGCAGUCCUUACCUGAAUGUGAAAGAUCUACAAGAUUAAUAUUUUGAAAAAAAGCGCUCUCUUUCCACAUCUUGCCCUACCCACAGACUGUGUAACAAUAGCGACUUCUAUUUUGUACUGGGGCUCACAGUUAUGUGUGUCUUAAGACUUGUCUGCUCAGGGGAGCCCUGAAUUCUCAUUUCAACGUAUUAGAAGGAAACCAUUGUCAUGGGAAACUUGAGCUGUAGGAAGAGGAUACUAUGUUGUGUGAGGUUUUUCACAGCAGCAUCACCGUUUCCUGCAUCUAGGCUGGACCACCUAAUAUGCUGCCCUAGGAUAUCCUGCCUUUGCUGUGAGGAUAGGAGGGGAAACUGUGCUGACUGUCAGUUGGGACGAGAGAGGUCUCUAUUGAGCCAAGGGAAGACAACAAGCCCUGCAGUGGUCUCUUGCAGAUCUUCUGCCAUCAAUUGGCAAAGCUUUUUGUGCUCAGCAGAACCAGCUUCCACAAGGGUACAGCCAGUCUCCAUUACAGAAGGAAAACCAUAACCUUAAAAUGUGAUACUAGAAGGUUCAGAAGUUUGACCCUCAGGCUGAAUUGCCAUGACCAUAGCAGCCUUUUGCUAAUGUUGGCUCAAGGGUCUGGCUUUGCAAAAUACCUUUUUUUAAAAAAAAAUCUCCACUGUGCUUCUUGGUUGAUCUGACCUAGCAGUUUGGCCUGUCUCUUGAAGAGUUCAGAAACAGCAUGAGCAAAGGACUGCUAGGGUUAUGGGACAGGAGGCUCCACGGUUUCCUUUCCUCUCAGUGCUCCGAGCUCUUAAAGUAACAGUUUGAGAGUCACUUUAUGUAGCAAUACAACAUGCACCCUGAGCCUCUGUUGGCCAUGGCUCCUUGGCCUGUGUCCAUUGAGUGUAUAGGGAUACCCAUCACACUUUAUGAUUACUGUUGGAAACAUCAGUAUAGCUGUGACAAGAUCUAUUUUGAAAAUUGUGAAGUUUCCAGGCUUGCAUACAAUUCUGCCUCUUUCUCAGAGGCCAGAAGGCCUUUGGGUAUAGUGUAUCAUUUACAUUUCUCUCAAAAUGCCAUGAAGAUUGUUUAUUACGCAGAACAUCUAAAACGUAUUCCUUGUUCAAUAUUAUAAAAUCAUUGCUGAGUUUUUACAAUACGUGAGGGAAAAGUUUACUGGAAGCUUUAAAUGAGGGUCCUGAAGAGUGGUGGUGAUAUGCACAAUCUGUAAGGCAGGCAGUACAUUUCCUCUGUUAGAAGCAAGUAGCACAUCCUUGUCAAGGCUAGGUGGUUAUUGCAGUAAGAAAGUGAAGGGUAAAGCUUGAAGAGAGUUUAGGAGUGGAUCUGUUCUCUUUGGACAUACAAGUGAGCCACCACAUGGCACUGCAUGGGUUAACCACUGUAGAUUUGUAACCAAUUUGUAUUACACAAAAUUGAAAGCUCUGCAUUAUUCUUACUGAUUUGUUUUGGCAUGCUUCUGGUGAUGUCAGAAUCCUGGGUCACUUGAUGGCCAGAGUAUGUAUUUUGUUGUACUUUCCACAUAACUGUACCUAAAUUCAACAUUAUUGCCGCUACAGUGGUGCGCACCACUUUUGGCCAACAUAUCGUAAUGCUCCAUUUCUGAUUUUCUCAAACCAGGGCAGUUGUUGGCUAGGUAACCAACUUGGCUUUGCCCUGCUUCAUCAUUUCAGAGUUUGUUUGUAUCCCAGUAUUAUUUACUGAUUUUCAUAACCAAGUGAAGCCUGGAGUUGAUGGACUCGAGGGACAUUUUCAUCUUCUUGGCAGCCACCAUCCUUGCAGCUUGCAUCAGGCUUGCCAUUAACAGGCAGGCAUCACCAGGAUGGCCAGGCAAUGAGGAAAGGCAGGUAAUCUCUGUAGGAUGGGAAGGUGAGGUUUUUAACAGUAGUGAUUGGCCAGCAGCUGGUGCCUCAAGAAUGAAUUCUUAGAAGGAAAUUUGUCUGGAGUUUCAAGCUGGGGAAUUGUAUUUUAACGUGCCAAAGAACAGCGACUGAACAGAUGUGUUCUGCUUUGAAGCUGGGAUCCCAUGUGCAGAGUUAUAAGCCCUGUUUAGUUUUAUUUAUUCUGACACUUGACAGAAACCAGGUCCUGGUGUGUGUGUGUGUGUGUGUGUGUGUUUUUAAAUAAUCCAAAUGCAGUCAGUCAUUGGAAAAGAGGGUGCAGAUUCUCUCCUGCUGCAGUUACCUCAGUUCAGCCAUAGCUCCUGGCUCUGGUUGUGGUAUGUUUGAAUAAGUCUUCCACAGUUGGUUCAUUCUUCCAACCGCUUAUAACUUAAUGGCUUAAACAAAAAAGGACAUUCAGGAGUCCUUGGGCUAUCUGCCAGAAGAAAAAAAAGCCUCUUCAUGGCUUCUUUUUCUUUUUUUUAUUUUGAGCUUCAGGCUUUCCCCAUUUAAAAAAAGCUUUAUAAUGGUGGAGUUGGUUGCCUUAUCUACAUUUCAGAGUUAGUGGUACAUCCUCUUGCCAUCCUUUUUUAAAAAUAAAGUAGUGUGAACAUGUGUUUCUCUGAUAGACAAACAUUAUAUUUGUAUAUGUCACAAGGCUUCAGUUCCAGAUUCUAACUACAAUGCCACCUCUCUUAAGAAAGGUUGGUGUGCAGUAGGAAGCACUGUUCUUCAAGAGAGGUCACGCUUGCUAUUUGACGUAGUGCAGAUUAUUUGACCUCAACUAGACAAUCUCCUGCCAGUUUAUAGCUCUCAGAGCUCCUACAAGGACACAUCACGUGAGGGAACUUAACCACUUUUGACAUGUACCCAAGGUAACACAAUUACUGCCAUGCCUGCACCAUUCUCAUCAUUCUCCCCGGGAAUGUAUAAAAUUCCACCUAUGUGAUUGUGCUUUCUCGUGUGUUUACAUAAAUGCAAACAACGGACCUCCCAAAGGUGUGGGUGAUCAAUCACUUGGGUAGAAGUCUGUACACACACACACCAGAAAGCCAUGUGCAACCCAGCUGCUGGGGCCAUAGCACUCUAUUGCCACAGCUAUGGGCAAAGGAGAGUAUACAGUUCUUCUUCUUAUCAUGUAAUAGGGAUAAUGCUUGCCCAGUGGAAUCUUUCUUUUCUCUUGGAGUGAGGAUGGUACUGCCAAAAUACUAAGCUUAAUUCUUAGUAACAGUGUACGUGCCCUAGUUUGCUUGUCAAACACAAUUGUAACUGCACGUGGACUGAGAGCUUGUAAAUGGAAGAGACAUUUGAGCCCUGAAACUGCUGUUGGUUUAGCUCUUUUCUCACUCUCUCAUGUCUCUUUAGCUGUUCUGCUUUCUCAACAGAAAAACUGGGCUUUAAAACGUAUGCUGCUGUGCAUAUCUCACAAAGCCUUUGGAACGUCUUCUGGUUGGAGCCCUGUGUAUUCAGAAUUAUUCAUCCAUGGGGAAUCUCCCAUUCCCACAAGGUUCACAGACUGAUUGACUUGUGGCUGUUUGCCAAGGGGAGAGAGACACGAUUACUCCUGAAAUAAGCAAUGCUGAGUUGCUCCCAAUCAUGUCAGGGAGGCCAUGUGUUUAGGAUGGGCCCCAUUCCCAGGUGGGCAGCUUCUCAAAACAGAUACAAGUUUUGUUGGAGGAUGGGAAAGGAGAGUCCUCACAUCCUCAGGAAGGAGUACUUGGUUCUUAGCCUUCCUUUCAGUGUAAUUCCAGCAUGCUGAAGGAAAAGUAUUCCAUGUUCCACAUUCAGUUGCAUGCAACUAACUUGCUGUCAGGCCAGACCUAGGUUCUGGUUGCCAAGGGAACGCUGGCAUUGAGGCCUCUUGUUUCCUCAGCACAGCAUGCCCUGUUAGUGAGGUUUGAGCAGCAGUGGCACAGUUUAAGGGAGAGUGGGUGUUAAUUACCCCCUGAUUUGCUAACGUUCAUUCCUAUAACACUAUGAACUGGCUUCUUUUUUCCAGUCAGAGAAUUUGUUUAAAUCCCUGGCACUCUGAAAAGAUGAAAGGGGCAGACCUUGGUGUAAACAGGAACACUGUCUCUCUCACCUCAGUUGUCCAAGGUCCUUUUCAAAUUUCCUGCCAUUUUUUAAAAAUCACCAUGGAAGCAACGAGAACUGAGAGCCAAGCUACAAGUAACGAAUUACACUUGCCAGGCAAGUGUAAUUCGUCACUCGUAGCUUGGCUCUGAGAAAACAGCACUGAAACGGGCAUCCAGUAUUAAGCAUGGGAACCUCAUGGUUCCUUUCCCUGUUAACCAGGAUUUGGUUAGAAUUAGCCAGAACAGAACCUAAGUAUGAACCAUGGUUAAGAUGGGGGAGGGGCAUUGGUGCAUGAACCUUCAUCUACUCCAUAUCUUGUGUGGGAGGGGGGGGGGAUGAGCCGAGCUGUCUUUUGUCCUAAAAUGGCUGUCCAGUAAGAGAUCUUCAGAAAGAACAGCCAUUAAUUGCAUUAAAAUGUUCCAGCACUCAGUGACCAACUCUGACUUUCUCUGUUAUAGCUGUAAAGGGGAAAGGGACAGUUUGAAAAUAGUGCCAGGUUGGGAGGAGGGGCUUAAAUAUAUUGCCUUCUCUUUACCAACAUAGAAAUAUUGAAAACAUACUUGGGCUACCUGUCCUCUCUCCCCUCUUUCUGAAAAACCAGCUGUGAUGCUAUCUAAGAGCUGUGAUGGGGUCUCGACUCCGUCUCUCUUCUACCCACCGCCUCCUCCAUUCCCCUCUUGUUUUGUUAAAUCUGGGAGCAGAAUUUUCAAGCAACAAGAGCUGCAAACAAAAAUUUAAAAGCCAAGAAAUACCCCACCAGUCCAUGGGACUCCAGAGUAUUAAAUGCAGUGUGCACUGCCCCCUCUUUGUAGGGUUGCUCUAAAGCAGCCUAAUAUGAUGAUUUUAAAAAAUUUGAUCUUGCAUGUUAAAAGCAAGGCGCAUGUAACAAGGAGGGGAGUCCCCAAUGGGUCUUCCAGGCUUCAGGAAGAAAGGUGAUUUCACCCCUUUCAGAGAACCUUUUCUACUGUGGGGCCAUCCCACACUGCCACAGACCACUCACCCCAUCCCUGAGUGACCUAAACUAGCCAGAUUCUCCUUACUGGGGCACCGUAACAGCUUUGCACAUCCCAUCCAAGGUGGAAUCGCAAGCCCUGGGAAUGCAUGGGGAGGACUUGAGGUUCUUGGUUCUGAAGUAUUGUUUGCCCAUUGCCUGGAGACUGCCUCCUUUAUUUUUCUUGCUCUUUUUUUUUUUAGUUACGUUUAAAAAAGAAUGGUGAAAAUGUUAUUUAUUGGCAGAAAUUAUUUAAUAUAAUUUCUCUUUUGUGAACAAGGAAUGAAUUUGUUAGAACUGUCUUAAUGUAAAUUGGAAAGUCAUCUUUAAGAAAAAAAAUUAAAAAUUAAAUGACA
Eublepharis macularius is the source of this 7869-nucleotide messenger RNA. It is a transcript of the gene PPP3CC, whose product is annotated as protein phosphatase 3 catalytic subunit gamma. NCBI's taxonomy places the organism in Eukaryota, Metazoa, Chordata, Lepidosauria, Squamata, Eublepharidae. Bases 194 to 1732 code for a protein of 512 amino acids. Gene Ontology annotation, biological process: calcineurin-mediated signaling. The transcript has 14 exons. The record is from RefSeq and is a predicted model, not a curated record. Gene Ontology annotation, cellular component: calcineurin complex; cytoplasm. Gene Ontology annotation, molecular function: calmodulin-dependent protein phosphatase activity; calmodulin binding.